Molecule: messenger RNA, 1140 nt
Organism: Fonsecaea pedrosoi CBS 271.37
Lineage: Eukaryota; Fungi; Ascomycota; Eurotiomycetes; Chaetothyriales; Herpotrichiellaceae
Exons: 1
Coding region: 1-1140 (379 amino acids)
Source: RefSeq, a predicted model, not a curated record
AUGUUCAGCAAUCACGUAGCCAAUCCUCAAGGCAAUCCGCCCCUGCACCUGCAGCCAGGUAUAUCAGCUCACUCCCAGAGCUGUGCUGAUACCUCACAAUUCCAUGCCAUCUCGUCCAAAACUAACGCACUGACUCGUCACCAACACUUCCUCCUCUAUUCGCACAUUAUCCAUGCCUUACUCCUAGCCGACGAGUGCGAGUUGUCCAUGCUGAAGAGCAUCCGUCAGAGAGCGCGGUCCCCGCUCUUCCGACAAUUCUUCGGAAAUGUUUACUACACUCCUCCUCAGGAGAUCUUCUGCUUGAUCCUGCAAAUCAGAGCGGACAAGAGCUGGGACACUAUGAAGCAGGAGGUGCUGAUGCAGGUCAACAAUGCUCGACCUCAUUCAGAAUCUCCUAUCACGAAUCUUCCGAGAUCGAGUCAUGCCUGCACGGGCCCUGCUUCCAUACCCACUUACACGAGAUCUCGAGGGGAUCCAUUCCAUCCUCCUUUGGGCCCACAACAGACUCAACCCGGGUUUGUAACACAACAUCCGGGACGGGUCGCAGGUGGUCCAUCUCGCACUGCAGGGAGCCCUAGCUCUACUGAGGACCAUUCGACGACGGCGAACCUUGGUCGAACUGCCCCGCCCGGACAGCGCUUCUUCUGUCCGUCAAAGAAUUGCAAGAAAAACUACGCCCGCCAGGGACACUACGAAAACCAUCUGGAAAGGUGUCACGCCGAAAUCGGUCCCCACAACCCUGCCGAUUCCCUCCGCAUUGUAUACAGCACAGGACAGCCAAGUGCAGACGACAUGAAUGAGCAGGGUCGAGCAAGAACGGCAAGAGGUACAACCGCGCCAACAGUUUCACAGCCAGUCUUAGCUACAUCGAUGCCGCCCUCAUCCAUUCCGUCUCCUCCCAGCCCUUAUUCUGUCGCGUCGUUUACGCUUCUGUCCGGUACCAGCCCACAGAUCAGCCUUCCACAGAAACGGCCCCGAGACACGGAAAUGUUAUCGCCUGGCCUUCCACGUCAUUUUCAUAAUAACUGGGACUUCAAUCCCUUUGUCAGCGAGCAACAGUUAUUGGUGACACCACCCAGGCAACCAAACUCCAAUUCCAAUCAAUCCUUCUUUUCCACGGAUUCUCAUCUGGGAAGUUAA